AUGGCCUUAUCUCAACCGGCCACGAAUGGCCAUGAUGACUCCCUGUCCCCUCUGGAACAACCAAUUGCGAUCACCGAAGAUACCUCCCCACGAACCGAUAUCUUCAAUGCCAACUCCGUGGCCGAGAUCAAGGCAGCUCUAUCCCGCCUCCACACCCAAGAAGCCUCAGUGACUGCCCGUUUGGAUGCAUUGGUGAACUCACAGAAAGACUUGUCUCGGGAACUAGGUCGGUUGGAUCUCAUGCGAGCCCACAUUGGUACUCAAUCAACCACGACCCGAACCAUCAGCCAUGGAAUGCUUUCCGAAGCAGCGGGCACAGCUGAUCGGAUAUCGCGUGCUGUGCGCCGACUAGACUUGGAACAGGCUCGAGUGAAAGCUACAUUGGGGGUGGUGGAGCAGGUUGCGGAACUUAAGGCAUGCGCCCUGGGCGUUGCAGGGUCGAUGGGCGCCUCCCAGGAUUGGGAGACAGCGGCCAGCUACCUUCACCGUGCUUCACAGAUCCCGCCGGCGGUGAUUAAUGGAGCCUUUGCCGCUGAGAUGGUGCCGACGGCCGAGGUGCCCGACUCACCAAGUGUGACUUUGGAUACAGCCGCAGAAUCAUUAUGCGGGCUAUUCUUGCGGGAAUUCGACAAAGCAGUCAAGGAGAAUGACGGUGCGAAGAUCACCCGGUUCUUCAAGCUGUUCCCACUUAUCGGUCGAUCCGAGGUUGGACAGGAUGUUUACGGUCGCUACGUCUGUCAGGGUGUGGCGGCAAGAGCGCGCGGUAAUCUCAAUGCCAGCACAGGGGCGCAGGCUAAGGACGGUUUCUUUUACGCCAAUGCCUUGACUAAGUUAUUUGAACAUAUCGCACAGAUCAUUGAUGGUCAUGGCGGGCUAGUCGAACGUCACUACGGCCCUCGGAAGAUGGGUCGUGUCAUUGAGCGACUUCAGGUCGAAGCCGAUGUACAAGGUGGCAUCAUCCUUGACACUUGGGGCGAUGAGCGACACGUGGAUCGAAAGUUGAUGGAAAUCAAGUCAUAUGCAUUCACAUUCCUGGUGCAGAGUUUCCUCCCUGCGCAACGCCCAGGUCAACCCCGUACACACUCGCCGGCUCCAGGAGGUGCCACGGCUACCGAAGAUGAAGGGGUUGACAUGAAAGAAAUUGAUGAAAUUCUCAAUGAGAUGGGUAUCAUGCUCGGUCGCUGGUCUCUUUACUGUCGCUUCUUGGCAGAUACAUGUAACCCUCCCGUCGAAGGUGAAGAGGAUAACGAUACGAGAUAUGAGCUUCCUGCGUUCUUGCAAGAGUCUUCUUUGGCACGCAAAAUCAAUGACCGGCUAGUGGCUCCGUUUAAUGCCAUGACUACUUUCUUCUUCCGCCGGUCUGUAGAGAAAGCAUUCCAACUGGAUGAAUCACCAUCCGGCUUGAACUUGAAUUUGCAACGACCACUCCAAGCAGACCCUCCUCACAUUACUUCUGCUGUGGAUGACAUAAUGUAUAUUGUCAACAAGGUCUUACAGCAGUCUUUGGCCACUUCUCAGGAAACUGUGGUAACCAAUGUCGUUCCUACAUUAUCUCGCGUUCUCGGAUCCGACUUUAUCGGCAUGACCCAGCGCAAGAUGCGUGAUGAAUGCUACCCGCGCGCUGCUGUUCAGGGAGGCCAGCCCCCAGAGCAAAUAAUUAUCGCAUUCCUGGUGCAGAUCAACAAUCUUGAUGUCGGCAUCGAUUAUAUUCGGCGCAUUGUUCAAAACACCACGGGUUUAAAACAGCCUCUUCCCACCUACAAGGAUGGCAACCAAGAUCAACCGCCGCAGGUCACCGAACAUCUCCUCUCGCUCUUCCCAGCUCCUGCAUCCGCACUUAAGGUUGCGACAACCCUCUACGCCCUAGCGAGCUCCUUUGAAAGCAAGGUCAAUGACCUUCUCACCGACGGUAUUCAAGUCGUCUUUAACAACGUUAUCAAGAACCGACUCCGGCCUAUCCUUGCCGAUGCAUUCCGUGACAUUGAAUACCACCCUUCAAGCGAUGCCGACCAAGCUAUCGAUACCCAGGAUGACUUCCACGAGCACGACGGCAGCAGCAAGGAACUCGUUCGUCCUCGCUUUGCAGCUGGCUGGUCGGAACUCCUUGUCCCCAUAGCCCGUAUCCUCACACAGCAGGCGUUUGACCGUCUCCUCACCGUGACUAUCGCUUAUUUCGCUCGUCUGUUAGAGAAACGGUUGUGGUCUUACCAGGGCCGGGUGAACCCGCUCGGCGCAGGCCGUCUCGAGCGCGAUAUUGCUGGACUUGUCAGUGCCGCAGUGGACGUCGGUUACGGAUCUGGUACACCAGGUCGCUACCGCCACCGCGAAGCACUUUCCCGGUGCGUACAGAUGACGCUGGUAAUGAGUAUGGAUGAAGAUGAGUGGGAUGAAGUUUUGAAGGGCGGUGAGGCCGCAGAGGUGGUAGAUAAGCUUACCCGUGAGGAAAGAGUACGCGUUCGUGCAAUGGUCCGACGCAGAUGA
Messenger RNA from Penicillium verhagenii, 2481 nucleotides. RefSeq names its product Golgi transport complex subunit COG4. The record is from RefSeq and is a predicted model, not a curated record. Lineage: Eukaryota; Fungi; Ascomycota; Eurotiomycetes; Eurotiales; Aspergillaceae. The transcript has 2 exons. Bases 1 to 2481 code for a protein of 826 amino acids.